This is a messenger RNA of Nomia melanderi (Alkali bee), 2438 nucleotides long. RefSeq names its product Yod1 deubiquitinase (gene Yod1). Gene Ontology annotation, cellular component: nucleus; cytosol. Lineage: Eukaryota; Metazoa; Arthropoda; Insecta; Hymenoptera; Halictidae. Gene Ontology annotation, biological process: endoplasmic reticulum unfolded protein response; protein deubiquitination; ERAD pathway. Gene Ontology annotation, molecular function: cysteine-type deubiquitinase activity; protein binding. The record is from RefSeq and is a predicted model, not a curated record.
CCCAACAAAGUUCGUCGAUAGCAUAGAUGGCUGUAUUCAGUUACGUAUUAAGUACCAUGAUGAAUUGGGAAAGAUAGUUAGUAUCAACAGUAUCUGAAGAAGCGAUUACGUGAUGAAUUGUGUGUGAUCGUAGUUGCGUUUUGCUCGUGCUAUGAUAAUCGUCUUAAAGGCAGGGAAAAUUCACUCGUGGUGCUGUUUCAACAGCUGAUCAAAGGAGAGAUAGAAUCGAGGGCAAAAUUUUCAUUCUAGUCGAUUCGGUGUUCGCGGAGGAACGAUGGCUGGAUUCGUGUUGAGGGUCAAAACAAAAUCAGGUCAGAAGGUUGUGAAUGGAUUAAUCCCACAGGAUAAGGUGUCCGAAUUGAAAUCGAAACUCGCCGAGAUUACGGGUAUACCAGUUAAGGCACUCCACGUUCUCGGCGGGUUUCCACCGAAGGCGAUUAAUCUAAACGAUGAGACGGCAACGAUCGAGAAAAGCGGCAUCGUUUCUGGGGAUACGUUAAUUGUAGAAGAAAAACCGCCUCAAUAUAAUGGGGAACGAAAUCCCGAUGAAAUCGGUCGAUCUCACAUCGUAAACAGUGAAAAGUUUGUCGAUACCCCUGGUGUAUUAAUGAAGAAAGUUGUACCUGCCGAUAACUCCUGCUUGUUUACCAGUGUUGGCUAUGUUCUUAAUGGUAAGGUUGACCCCAGUUGUGCUAGUUUUAUGAGGGAAAUCAUAGCGAACGCUGUAGCAGCGGACCCAGAAGAAUAUUCUGAAGCCUUCCUUGGCAGACCAAACCAUGAAUAUUGUGAAUGGAUUUUGAAACCUACCUCUUGGGGAGGAGCCAUAGAAUUGUCAAUAUUGUCACACUUCUAUGGACUAGAGAUAGCAGUAAUUGAUAGUAUUAAUGCGAUUAUUAAUCGUUUCGGGGAAGAUCAACAUCAUGCUCAAAGAGUGUUUUUAAUAUUUGAUGGGAUCCAUUAUGAUCCUUUGUAUUUAGAACCACUUGAUGGUGGUAGCAUACAGACAGUCUUUCCCGUGGAAGAUGAAAACAUGUUAUUGGAGGCUGCAGAGUUAGCAAGAGAAGCAAAGUCUAGUCGUCAAUUCAUUGAUGUUGAAAAAUUUACCCUAAUGUGCAUUGAUUGCAAAACUAAAUUGAGUGGACAAACAGCUGCUCAGCAACAUGCAAAAGAAACUGGUCAUAUGAAUUUUAGAGAAGUAGUGGUGUAGCAAAAUAAAUCUGUCCUUUGCCAAUUAUCAAUUACUUUUGAUCAGAGUACUGUUUGAGAAUCCUAUUAAAUUCAAGUCUCAAGCAGAAUUUUCUACUUAAGUGAGGCUUGCAAGAAAACUAGCUAUUUGAUAUGGAUAAUUUUAUUGUUGACAGAAAAUAUGCAGUGCACUAUGAGGAUUGUUUAGACAAUUAAUAUACACAGGUUUUUAAUUUUGACUAAAGAUUUAGAAUUAUUUAAUAAAAGUUUCUCAGGAAAUCAUGGAUUUAUCAUUAUACAUAUACGUUUGAGCCCCAAAAUACAUAAAAUUAUCUGUAUAUUACAUAUUAGGGAUUUUGCUGAACCCCAACCUUUUUGUUAAUUCAAGAUUUAUAAUCAACUUGUAACUUUGGCAAGAUUAAGAAUCUGUGAUAUUUGAUUAAAUUCGCCUAAACGGAAUUCAUAGCCAUUACUGGCAGAGAAUGUAUUUCAUGCCAUAUAUAAGUAAAUCUUAAGAACAAGCGUAUUGCAAAGCGAAAUCAAAUUUAGUUAAUUUCGCUUUCGAGAAGCAAAUCGAUUUAGUACUGUUAAUAGCAAAUUUUAUAUCGAUAAACUACUGUUCAGAAAGGAAAAGGUAGGAAAAACAAAUUACUGAUAAUACAAGUAACAUCAUACUUCUAUCAAUAAAGCAUGUUACUCAUUGAAUAUUGCAGAGUGUUGUCUUAAAGGUUUGAUCUCUAUACUCUAUGAUAGUUUAAUUUAUGGUCCAAAUAUGUAUAUGAUAGAAAUUAAAACGUAAAAGUGCAUAAUUAAAUAAAAAUUAUCUACUAAACCUUUAUUAUAUACUAGUGUGUAAUGUUAGGAUAUUGUAAUUAUUUUGUUAUUGAGAUUUUUACUUGAUUCAACAAGCACUAGAGAAAUUUAAGCGUUCCAAAUAAAGGAACAUAACUAGAUUUUUGUAAUGGAGUAUAAUAUUUAUUAGAAAUAUGUCAAUCUAACACACAAGUCUUUUUUAUGUGCAAGGAUAUAGCGAAUAGUAUUGCCGUACUAUAACACAGAGUAUAAAACAGUGCAAUUGCCUAUAAAUAAAUCAAUGCGAAUUUAUUAGAUCUGAGUAAAAGGAUUUGCAAUUCUACAUUACUCAGGAACUAUUAAUAAUAAAAAUACACAUACUUAUAUUUAUAUGGCAGUACAGUGCAUUUUGUAAGCUCCAUCCUUCCGAUAAAGUGAAAUAAACAAGCUAUUUACAUUAC